AUGGAAGUAACACGGCCUGCGGACGAUCUACAGCGACAAGUCCUCCAAAACACUCUCGACGAAAUCGCGACUCGGCAAGAAGAAGACGCCACUGACUGCUGUGUCAUCUGCCUCGAGAGCAUAACCGAAAUCUGCGAAGCCAUCCCUUGUCAUCACCGAAACUUUGACUACAUUUGCCUGCUCAGCUGGCUUGAACAAUCACCAAAAUGCCCCCUCUGCAAAGCCGUUGUCUCUCAAGUUCGCCACGCACUAGAUGAACCUAUCGCAAAGACCUAUAUCGUUUCCAAACCUGCUCCAGAACCCGAGAAACAACCCUCUGAUCAUAGACCGUAUGCGCCGUCUUCUCUUCGUCGUCAGCUUCCUCCGCGGCGACGCCCUUAUACCCGCCGAUCUCGGUACGAAACACCCAGCUUGAGUCCAUCAGACGAGAUCGCACGCCGGAGAGAUGUCUAUCGCCACAACCGAUAUUCGAAACACGUAGGGACAAAUAGGCUGUCCAGAUAUCGUGAAUUGACUCCAGCUGUUUUCUGCGCAGAUAGUGAAUUGGUAUCGCGGGCGCGCAUGUGGAUUCGGCGGGAGCUUCAGGUCUUUCCCUUUUUGAAUCCUGAUGCCGACGAGACAGAGCCAAGGCCAAGCCUGAAUGCCCCAAGGAAUGCCGUGGAACAGCGAAGAGCCAAUAAUGCCGAGUUUCUUCUCGAGUACAUUAUCGCCGUUUUGAAGUCCGUGGAUAUUAUGGGCAGCGCUGGCCAGGCCGAAGAGAUGAUUUCGGAUUAUUUGGGAAGAGACAAUACGCGGCUCUUCUUACAUGAGUUAAGAGCUUGGCUCAGAAGUCCAUACACGAAAUUGACAGAUUGGGAUAGAGCUGUCCAAUACGAGACAUCUACCUCAAACACUCUUGGAGUUGACUCAGAGCAGGCAGGCAACUCGAACUCGAGUUCAAGGAGGGAUCAACCCGAAGAUAAAUCCAAACAUUCAAGUGACCGGAACGGUCCAAGAGGACAAGGCGACUAUUAUCGCCCUGGGGGUCGUUCACAACGGCCAAGAGGAGUACAUAGACGUGAGCCAUAUGCUAGACAGCGCAGUAGAGGCUCAUAG
Messenger RNA from Fusarium pseudograminearum CS3096, 1095 nucleotides. RefSeq lists its product as uncharacterized. Gene Ontology annotation, biological process: protein polyubiquitination; protein monoubiquitination. NCBI's taxonomy places the organism in Eukaryota, Fungi, Ascomycota, Sordariomycetes, Hypocreales, Nectriaceae. Gene Ontology annotation, molecular function: ubiquitin protein ligase activity. The transcript has a single exon. The coding region runs from base 1 to 1095 and encodes 364 amino acids. The record is from RefSeq and is a predicted model, not a curated record.